UUAUAUUUAUAUCGGUUUCCAGAAUUGACACAGAAAGUUUUUUUUAACACCAUACAAUAUACGGUUCAAACGAUCAAGUGUCACUGUGUCUUUCUUGCUGCCAAUUCCCUAGUUAAACCGUGCAUGGCAAUCGAUACCAUCAUUCCAGCCACGAUGAGCAGCAGCCCUGCACCUUGCAGCCGAUCCUGGUCUAUUAGCGAGGACUCCCUAAGAAGGUAUGUGCAGUUUGCAAGUGAAAGCUGUAUACAAGAGUUGUUGGCAGCUUCAGACACAAACAGAGGAAAGGACAGUGACGGAUGGAAGAUUCUAACUCUUGACAACGGAGUGGAGAUAUCAAAACGCAGGUCAGGCUCACUCCACACGUUUCGCAGCCGUUGGAUUCUUAGAUCUGUCUCUCCCCAACAGUUCAUCACAGUGGCCAAUGCCAUUGAUGCUGCAAAGCAAUGGGACUCUGAUCUGGUGGAAGCCAGGUACAUAAAAGAUCUUGAAGACAACCUCAGCAUAAUUCGUCUCAGGUUCGGAGAUAACUCGAAGCCUCUCUUCCGGAACAGGGAGUUCAUUGUCUAUGAACGCCGUGAAACCAUGGAAGAUGGCACCUUGGUGGUAGCGGUUGCUUCACUGCCAAAGGAAAUAGCUGCAGGAUUGCAUCCGAAGCAAAGUAAUGCGAUCAGAGGAUUGUUGCUUCAGUCAGGUUGGGUGGUAGAGAAGCUUGAAGAUGAUUCAUGUGUGGUCACUUAUGUUGUUCAGUUGGAUCCUGCAGGGUGGCUACCGAAGUGCUUUGUCAAUCGAUUUAACACAAAACUAGUUAUGAUCAUUGAAGACCUUAAAAAAUUAGCUCAAGCAUGUCCCAGUGAAGGUGAAAUUUGAUUACUUUGUAAAGUUGCAAACAAAGCUAGUGCAACCAAGUAUAGUAGAAUAUAUAUGUUCAUCAUUUCAUACAUAAACUUAAAUAACUUUUAGGUUUAUAAUACAUAAUUUUUAUUUUCAA
Vigna angularis (adzuki bean) is the source of this 988-nucleotide messenger RNA. RefSeq lists its product as uncharacterized. The transcript has 6 exons. Lineage: Eukaryota; Viridiplantae; Streptophyta; Magnoliopsida; Fabales; Fabaceae. Bases 124 to 867 code for a protein of 247 amino acids. Gene Ontology annotation, molecular function: lipid binding. The record is from RefSeq and is a predicted model, not a curated record.